Messenger RNA from Erpetoichthys calabaricus (reedfish), 4360 nucleotides. RefSeq names its product probable flap endonuclease 1 homolog. The transcript is spliced from 11 exons. NCBI's taxonomy places the organism in Eukaryota, Metazoa, Chordata, Cladistia, Polypteriformes, Polypteridae. The record is from RefSeq and is a predicted model, not a curated record. Gene Ontology annotation, cellular component: nucleus. Bases 32 to 1084 code for a protein of 350 amino acids. Gene Ontology annotation, molecular function: DNA binding; 5'-flap endonuclease activity; 5'-3' exonuclease activity.
GGAAGCCGGUAGUAAGCAGGAAGUGGCGACUAUGGGGAUCAGCAAGUUGUCGGAACUAAUACGGGAAGCGGCGCCCAGCGCAGUCUCCCACAAACAAAUUUGCGACUAUUCGGAAAAGAAGAUUGCCUUUGAUGCCUCUAUCGUGCUGUGCCAGUUUCGUAAGGCCUGUCCAGAUCUCCAUAAUCGCAAUGGGACACCACUCAGCCCCUUGCUUGGCAUUUUCUACCGCACUCUUUACUUCCUAGAGAAUGGUAUCAAGCCUGUCUUUAUCUUUGAUGGAUGUCCUCCUGAGCAGAAAGAGGGGCUGAUCGCAAAGCGAGCAGAAAGUGCUGGGUACAGAAUUUCCUGGCCUGGUGGAGUCUCUACUCAAGUGCAAAACUGCCAAAAGUUGCUCGAUUUACUUGGCGUUCCAUACAUUCAGGCACCCAGCGAUGGGGAGGCUAUGUGUGCCCAUUUAGUGAAAACUGGGGAGGUGGAUGCUGUCGCCUCAGAGGACAUGGACACCCUGGCAUUCGGUAGCUCACUCCUGAUCCGUCAACUGAAUGCAAAGAAAGGAAGUGAUGUCAUAGAGUACUGCUUACCAAAGCUGCUGGAGGUUCUUAAUCUUACCCAAGAGCAGUUUGUAGAUCUGUGCAUUCUUCUUGGCUGUGACUACUGUGAGAAGAUUCGCGGUCUUGGACCGAAGAAAGCAUUGACUCUCAUCCAGCAACACAAGUCCAUCGAGGAUGUUCUCCUGAAUAUCAACAGAGAGGUGCAUCCUGUACCUGUCAGCUGGAAGUACCAUGAAGCUCGAAGAAUCUUUCUGAAUCCUGAUGUGGCAACAGCAAAGCAGCAGACUUUGAACUGGAAAGAGCCAGAUGAAGAAGGGCUGGUGAAGUUCCUGGCCCAUGAGAAUUAUGUCAAAGAAGAGAGGAUCCGCAAGAGGAUGGAAGCAUUUCGGAAGAUGAAAGAAGAAAAGCUUUGCAAAGGAGAAUCAUCUGAUGAGGGAAAGUACCAGCAGUCGGCCAUUACCAGAUAUUUCAGAGUGACACGGAAGAGACAGGCAGCAGCUGACGGCGAGUUCAGUCCCAAGAAACCCGGUUAGAGGAGUUCGAUCUUCGCUUUUAAGAGGGGACCUCUGCCAAGUGGACUCCUCCUUGGCGGACAACCUCUGCUGAGAUUUCUUGGACUUCCCUGGGCCACCUGGAGGUGCAGACUGAAGGUGGACGCCAGUGUUUUCAAUUCCAAUCACUGUACAUUCCAAAAUGAUCUUAAGUUUACAUAAUGCAGAGAUAAUGAAUAAUGUUAAGCAAGAGCCUGAAGGGGGUUAAAAAAGCAAAUGUGUGCCAGGCUCGAGGCGAGGCCUGGCCGGUGAUCGAUACUCCCGUUUGAAUCAUGAUGGGGCCGUCUUUGUGUGUCCAUACAGCACAGAUUUAAACAUAAGAUGAUGAGCGAGUGAUCUGUGAGACAUGUUCAUGGUGGCAUAUUUAAGUUUUAAAAAUGGCCCUGGCCCUGCAAAAUCACUUUACGAUGCUGAAUGUGGCAGACCUGAAGAUGAAUGCGUCCCAGGUAGAUCGGUGGCAGUUUUCUUAAUUCAUUGCUGUUUAACAUUUGAAAGCAUUUGUAAUAUUUAUCAGAUUUUCUCUUUUGAGAAAGCAAGUAAAAUCAUCACCUGCUCAGUGCCAGGGUGACAGGAGAAGAGUCGCCUUAAUCUCGUGUGUUUUGUUAAUUUCGAUGUCAUAACUCGGCGCCUCACCUGUUGGUGGGAGGUAGACUGCUACUAUUUACCAGGAACCUGCAAAUAUUCAAAAAAUGAAGCCUAAUUUUACUUAUUAGAAGUUUUCUUACCAAUCAUAAGAGAGUGAUGUGCCAGUGCGGUAUUGAGAAUUGCAAGUCCAGGUCAGAUUUGUAAGCCUAACAUAACAGUGCAAGCUUUAUGGAUGGACAGAUCGACUGGCAGAUUAAGCACGGUUGCGGUUUUCCUUCUCCUUGAAUGUGUAAAGUCAGAGUGGCCUUUAGAAUUUGAGAAGUUCACAGCGGGACGGGGUGUAACUCGCCCGUGUAGAAAUGGUGCACCAAACUGAGUAUCCCGCUUUUAUUUGAACUUUGUACAAGAGCACAAAAUAAAUAUUCUUACCCGUCUUGGCUCCUCAAUGCUUUGUUCAAGCCCCCAUUUGGCUGAUUGUAGACGGUGGCAGCACCUCAUGUUGGAGGUUUAAGAUUUUGUUUGUUUGUUUAUCACCAGCAAUGCUCAGUCACUUCGUACACCGCGGUGUUUCCUCGGCACAAACACUUGAAAUGCUUCCUCGUAUUGGUAGAGUGCAAGGCGAGGGAAGACGCCAUUCUGGAGGGUAAAUGUACUGAUGACAUGGUGCCCAUCAUGUCUGUCUGUGUCUGCAUUUAAGUGCUUAAAGAAUUAGGCAGGUACAGUGUGAAGCACAUGGCUAAUUUGUUAUAUUUUGUGAACACUAGGGGGCGCACACAGCACCAGACUCCAAACACAAGUGCAGACUCCUAGUCAAGAGCUUCAAGAAAGUGACGUUUAUUUGACCGUACACAGUUCAGACUUUUCUCCACGAUGAAUCCUCCGUCUCUCCUCCACAUCAGCUUUGUCUCUCGUGUCUCGACUCCGCUCACCUGGAUGAGGCCGGGCGGCUUCUUUUACGAGAGACCCAGGAGUACUUCAGAUGUCCAAUGACUACAGCCAGCCAGCACGUCCGGGUCAGGCAGAACCUUUUCCCCAGUGUGCGCCUUUCUUACAGACCCCUCUGGUGGGACCCACACAGGGCUGCUCACCAAGACUACAUUUCCCAAGGUGCCCUGUGGGAGGUGUGCACAAGGAAAGCUGACACCUAGUGUAAUGGGGGAUUAGAGCUCCCCAAGACCAUCCUUCCCAGCCAGAACUCCUGUCCAUAUCCUCUUGAGGCCAGGAUACCAGUCCAUCCAUUUUGGCACUUAACAAUAUAUUCAUAAAAUUUGUAUUUUAGGUGAAAGGAUAAAUACAAGACUAACAUGCUGCAUAUCACCUUUUACUGUUGGGACAGUAUAUUUUAAGGGGGUUGACAUUUGUUGUGUUUAGCCCUCAGUUCCUGCUAAGCAUAGUUAUUGGGAAAAAUUAAUCUGAAGCCAACUAAAGCAAAGGGUCAGCUUUUGAUCCUCUACUGGUCUGCUCUGCUGGGCAUUUAUGGUGCUGGUUUUGGGGUCUUUAGUUUCCUCAUCCGCAGGUGAAAAUCAUUCUUGAUGGGGUUUAAAGCAGGAGUCUGAUUUGCCCAGUCCAUGACAUGAUCUUUGUGAGGAACUCCCUCGACAGGUGGGCAGAGUAUCUCAGGUCAUUGUAUUCUGAACUUCCGUCCAAUGAGCUUGGAGGCUUUGGUUUGGAUGUGACAGGACAGGAUGAUCUUUCCACUCCACAAUUCAUCUUGCUGCUGCCUCCUCCUCCUAUCAUCUGUAGUCCUCAACUUUCUCUUCACGUCAUUCUGGUAAGUCUGUCUGUACGUAACACUUUUCUCCAGAACUUUUCUGGCUCACCUUUGUAAUCUUUUUUUUUUUUUAAUUCCAGUUUGGUCUUCCUGUUCUUGGUGCAUUCGGUUGCGUAGUUUCUGCUUUUUUUCUCUUUAAUUCUACUGCGACUGGUGAAUAAGGACAUCAUCUUUGGGAAUCGUUUUUAGGUUUCUCUUCACAUCUCUAACAGUCCGGGCAGCAGCUGCUGUGGUCUUCCUUGCUCAUCUCACACUCCUUCCCCUGACUCUUCUUUCCUUCCUUUUCUAAAUAUUUCAUGGUGUUGAGUUUGGCAGGUUCAGUUGUUCUCUGAUAGCUUUGAUCCAUCUCUAUUUGAAAGUGGUCCACUUUUCUAUCAUAGUCAGGUGUGGAGACUUCAUCGUUUUGUACCUUUGUCAAUAGCAGACCCCCAUUCCCAAAUACAAACCUCAGUGAUGACAAUGGAGCAGUUAGAAUAGUCUGUCAGCCAUCUGUCUCAACUUUUUUCAUUUUUUGGGUGGAAACACAACAAAUGCAAUAAAUAUUAAUAUAUAAAAGCUGACAUUCUGUACUUGAGUCUCGUACUCUUCUUUUCACCCAAAACAUGCAUCUUAUGAAUAUUUUGAAAGAAAUGGCUGGCACUGCCUCGCUGGACCAUCCCUUUUGCUCAUCUUGGUUAUUGUAGAUGUGACUUUGGCCUUUUAAAAUCGAGCUCCCUCUCUGCUCAUGUAGUAAUCCUAAAAUGUCCUCUUGAAUGACCAGCUGCCAAUAAACCUGGAGAUCUGCACCAGUUCUACAGAUGGUGGUGAAAAUAAAUGAGAGGCCUUACUGAGCAGAGGGGUGAGCACGUUUACCGUGAGUAAGUCGGACACACAAAAAACAACAACAAUGCAGGACUCCCAAA